This is a messenger RNA of Peronospora belbahrii, 1086 nucleotides long. The record is from the annotation of a GenBank genome assembly. NCBI's taxonomy places the organism in Eukaryota, Oomycota, Peronosporomycetes, Peronosporales, Peronosporaceae.
AUGAAGCUAUUUGUCACCGCAUUCCUUACUCUGGUAUCCUUUGCCGCCGUCGCUAAUGGUGCAUCCAUGAUCCGUCAGGAAGCCGAAGCAGGAGCCCCCUGCCAACUUACUGGCACUUACAAAGCUGGCACAGACAUCUCCUCUUGCGAUACAAUCACCGUUGGGCCUCUCACUGUACCUGGUAAAGUGAUGCUGGAUCUAAGCAGAGCCAAGACCGGCGCAACCAUUAACUUCGUCGGCACCACGACCUUUGGCACAGCGAAGUGGGCCGGGCCACUUGUCUGGAUUAGCGGAAGCCAUCUCACUGUCAAAGGGUCCGGCACUCUAGACGGCCAGGGCGACUGGUACUGGAAGCAGAUCCCGUCGAAGAUCACUCGGCCAGUCUUCGUCAAAGUGCAAAACGUCGUUAACUCGACUAUCUCGGGCUUUACGGUCAAGAACUCCCCGUUCCGCACAAUCAGCAUCGUCACGUCUCAGCAGACGACUCUCAGUGGGAUCACACUUGACUCCAGAGCUGGCGAUGGAGUCGCCAAGAACACGGAUGGUUUUAACUUGAGCAAGAACGAUCACGUCACGAUCACAAGUAAUACGAUUUACAACCAGGACGAUUGUUUCGCUAUGCAGUCCAGCUACUACACUGUUUUCAGCAACAACUACUGCAGUGGAUGUCACGGUAUCUCGGUCGGCUCCAUUGGUGGCGCUGAGUUUGGCCCAACCACAACGGUGUCCGGUCUUAUUGUUCAGGGCAACACCAUUGUCAACAGCUCAAAUGGCAUCCGCAUCAAAGCAGUGACAGGCAUGAAGGGACUGGUGACCAAUGUGAAGUUCAUUAAUAACAAGCUUCAGAAUGUGCGGAAUGCUAUCGCCAUCCAUUCAAACUACAACAGAUUGGCUGGAGCCUACAAUGGCUAUCCCACCAGUAAAGUGGUAAUCUCCGAUAUCAUCGUGGACGGACUUACGGGAUCGGCGGGACAGGUGUACGAUAUCGUUGUCAACCCGAGCGUGGUUUCGGGGUGGACGUUUAAGGGUAUCGCAGUGAAGGGCACGACAGGUUCUUGCAAGGGCCUGCUAAUUGGUCCCUGCUAA